GGAAAGGUUGUCACGUGACAGCUCUGCUGUGUUCAUGUGACACUGUAGAAGAGGUAAAUUUAGUUUUGGUUUUUGCAGUGUAGUUAUUUCUGUCGCGGUAGUUUUUCUGUUUUCUUUUCUUUUCACUUUUGUUAGUGCGCUUUCUCAAGGAAAUGUCAGCAUCCAGCUACAGAAAGAUCAUUAAAAUAAGCUGGAGACAUUUUGUAUGAGUUUGACUCACAUGACGAUUGUGUCAUUCUAUAACCGCUUCCUUAAAGUGUGCGGUGAGCCAUUCAGCCAGUGAAGGUGACCAUAGAAAUGAAAUGAAAUGAAAUGGAGAUCCGAAGUGUGAAUUAUGCAUUUCUCUUCUUUUGGACCGCCUGCUUUAUUGGGACCACUGAGACCCAGAAUGUUUCGACUCCAAAUAUUAUCAUAAUGCUGAUGGAUGAUAUGGGAUGGGGUGAUCUGGGUGUAUUUGGUGAGCCCUCUAAAGAAACCCCACAUCUGGAUCUGAUGGCCUCUCAGGGGAUGCUGUUUCCCAACUUCUACGCUGCAAAUCCUCUCUGUUCUCCAUCCAGAGCCGCGUUGCUUACCGGGCGUCUUCCCAUCCGGAAUGGAUUCUACACGACCAACGCACAUGCCAGGAAUGCCUAUACACCUCAAGAGGUCGUGGGAGGAAUUACAGACGAUGAGAUCCUGUUGCCUCAGAUCUUAAAAAAACGAGGUUAUGUCAGCAAGAUCAUUGGCAAGUGGCACCUCGGACACAGAACGCAGCACCUGCCUCUGGAGCAUGGUUUUGACCAGUUCGUCGGUUCUCCACAUUGCCAUUUUGGACCCUAUAACGAAAGCAUCCGUCCCAACAUCCCUGUCUAUAACAACUCCCUAAUGAUUGGAAGGUAUUAUGAGGAAUUUCAAAUCAACAGGAAAACCGGCGAAUCAGACCUCACACAGCUCUUUUUACAGGAAGCAUUGGACUUCAUCUCGCAGCAAAACGCAGCACAUCAGCCUUUUUUUCUCUACUGGGCCCCAGAUGCCACACACGAUCCGGUUUAUGCUUCCAAGCAAUUUCUGGGUCGGAGUCAGCGGGGACGCUAUGGUGAUGCUGUGAUGGAGCUGGACGACAGUGUGGGGAAGAUUUUGGCUCAACUGGCUGAGCUCCACAUCGAGAAUAACACGUUUGUGUUCUUCACUUCCGACAACGGUGCUGCAGUGAUGUCUGGACCAGGGCAUAGUGGCAGUAAUGGCCCGUUCCUGUGUGGAAAGGAGACGACUUUUGAGGGAGGAAUGAGGGAACCUGCUAUUGCUUGGUGGCCUGGACACAUUCCAGCAGGCACGGUGAGCUAUCAGUUAGGAACCGUGAUGGAUCUCUUCACUACCAGCCUCGCUCUAGCCGGCCUUAAUGCUCCUGAUGACCGGAUCAUCGAUGGACUGGAUCUGAGGUCCACCCUCUUUAACAAUUCAGUAAUCGAAAGGCCCGUAUUCUAUUACCGUGGCAAUGAGAUGAUGGCAGUGCGGGUCGGGCUGUACAAGGCGCAUUAUUGGACGUGGACCAACUCGUGGGAGGAGUUGAAACAGGGAAUCAACUUUUGUCCUGGCCAGGAGGUUCCUGGGGUCACCAAUCAUACUCAGCAGGAGCACACCAUGCAGCCACUCAUCUUCCAUCUGGGACGAGACCCGGGCGAGAAACAACCAAUCAACAUCCUGUCUGAGGAAUAUCUGAAAGUUCAGAGCUAUAUCAAUACCAUAGUGGAACAGCAUAAGAAGACCCUCAUGCCCGGAGAGCCACAGCUGAACAUGUGUGAUCUGGCAGUGAUGAAUUGGGCUCCACCAGGUUGUGAAAAGUUGGGAAAAUGUCUCAAACCACCACCAUCUCAGCCAUGGAAAUGUGACUGGCCCCAUUGAUGCACCCAAUCAAUACAUUUAUACAAUAAAAACUAAAACUCAUAUUACUGGCCAGAAAAAAGCAUCAGGUUUGAACUGUACAGUUCAUUUUUUUGUAUAAUAGCUAAUGUAAGAAUAUAAGAAUAAGAACAACAUAUAAUAUCAGAGUCUUGAGAUUCUUAUUGUAAUUAUAAGAUAUUUGAGUUCUUUAACUACUUUGAAUGAAAAUGGAACUUAAUGAUUUUUAUAAUAAGAGAAAUUAAAAAUCAAUAAAUUGUA
Neoarius graeffei (lesser salmon catfish) is the source of this 2139-nucleotide messenger RNA. RefSeq names its product galactosamine (N-acetyl)-6-sulfatase (gene galns). Bases 313 to 1881 code for a protein of 522 amino acids. The record is from RefSeq and is a predicted model, not a curated record. Gene Ontology annotation, molecular function: arylsulfatase activity; N-acetylgalactosamine-6-sulfatase activity. Lineage: Eukaryota; Metazoa; Chordata; Actinopteri; Siluriformes; Ariidae. The transcript has 14 exons.